Molecule: messenger RNA, 894 nt
Organism: Corticium candelabrum
Lineage: Eukaryota; Metazoa; Porifera; Homoscleromorpha; Homosclerophorida; Plakinidae
Product: N-alpha-acetyltransferase 60-like
Exons: 5
Coding region: 42-815 (257 amino acids)
Biological process (GO): N-terminal peptidyl-methionine acetylation
Cellular component (GO): Golgi membrane
Molecular function (GO): protein-N-terminal amino-acid acetyltransferase activity; histone acetyltransferase activity
Source: RefSeq, a predicted model, not a curated record
UAUUUAGUUGUCGUCUGACAAACUUUCGUUUCGUUUGUGUUAUGUUAGACAGUGGAACGAAUGGGCAUGUUUGUCGUUCAAAGACUGUAGACACCAUUUGCGUGCCCAUGAAUCCGGUGCUCGGAGAGCUACAGUUUAGAUUUCUCGAGCCAUCAGACGUGGAAGAGGUGAAAGAGUUGAGCAGAGACUGCUUUCCAAUCAACUACCCAGAUUCGUGGUUCGUCGAAAUUACCUCAUCUCCCAAGCUCUGCUCUCUAGCGGCUGUUCACUCAUCAAGGAUUAUCGGCAUGAUCGUUGUGGAAGUGAAACCGUUCACGUCAUGCAAUCACGAGGAUUCAGAUCUAUUGAGUUGUUCGACAUGCAAGGAUGCUCAAGUUGCAUAUAUUCUCAGCCUGGGUGUUGCCAAGCAACAUCGACGCUCGGGCAUAGGUUCUGUUCUUCUUCAACAAGGUCUAGAUCAUUUGCAAUCGUCGGGAAGAUUGAAAUCAGACUGCAAGGCUAUCUAUUUGCACUGCAUGGUGUCGAACUUGACGGCUCUCAAGUUCUACAAGAGACGGGGCUUUAGAGAGCACAGCUACUUGGCAAACUAUUAUGGAGCGAGUGCACAGUCAGCUGAUGCUUACUGCUGUGUCAAAUACAUUAAUGGUGGAGAGCCACCGUGGUCACUAAGUACUUUGGUGGUUGUGGUGAACAAGAUUUGUGCAGCACUAAAGGGCUUUAUGUCUUCUGUACCUUGUUGGAGUAAUCGACUGCUUCAGUUUGUACGGAGACAUGUUUGGUCGAGUGCUAACUCUUUGCCGACACGAAGAUUGUGAUUAAGUAAUGUGUUAGUAGGUUUGGUUGUUUUGUAGUGUACAGCAUAGAGAGGAAGGAUUUGAAUAAUAGGAAUAUGGA